UACUAACCUGCUUGCUCUCUUAGUCCUCUAACAAGUCCUUUGCCGAGUCUCGUGGUAAACAAGUCGUGCCGAUCUCUUUUUGGUUUUUAUUAUUAUUCCAAAAUGUCGACCCUUGGCUCCGAGAAUCCUUCUUUCGUCCUUGAGGCGGUGCAAAAGGUCUCGAUGAGAAACAUCCCUGUUCCCGAAAUCACCGACCCCUACGAUGUUAUUGUCAACAUCAAACACACUGGUAUCUGCGGGUCCGAUGUCCACUACUGGCAGCGUGGCCGCAUUGGGGAUUUCGUCCUUGACUCACCUAUCGUCCUGGGCCAUGAAUCUGCCGGCACGGUCGUCUCUGUCGGAACCGCCGUUAAACACCUGAAGCCUGGCGACAAUGUUGCCAUUGAACCGGGUGUACCUUGUCGCCACUGUGACUACUGCCGCAAAGGAUCCUAUAACCUUUGCCCUGACACCGUCUUCGCUGCAACCCCGCCCCACAAUGGAACCCUCUCCAAAUACUUCAAGACUGCGGGCGACUACUGCUACCUCCUGCCAUCCCAUCUAACCCUUGAAGAUGGCGCUCUGUGCGAGCCCGUCGCAUGUGCCGUGCAGAUCUGCCGCGUCGGCGAGAUCCGGGGCGGCCAAACAGUCGUCGUCUUCGGCUGUGGUCCAAUCGGUCUUCUGGUCCAGAGCGUUGCUAAGCAGUUUGGCGCCAAAACCGUCAUCGGCAUCGACGUCAACCCCAAGCGUCUCGAAAUGGCCAGUACAAUAAUGAAGUCUGCAGAUGGUGUCUUCCAGCCUCCUGCCCUCCCUCCGAACGAACCCUACGACAUGGACAAGGACGUCCUAUUCAACGGCCAGGUUGCCAAAACUAUCAAAGAGCAAUUCAAUCUCGGCGAAGGUCCCGAUGUUGUCAUUGACGCUACUGGAGCCCAGAGCGCCAUCCAGACUGGUAUUCAACUGUGCAAAAAGGGAGGCAUGUUUGUUCAGGCCGGAAUGGGCCGAGAGAACAUUGUCUUUCCCAUCACCACUGCCUGCAUCAGGGAUUUGACCCUUCGAGGAUCAAUCCGGUACACUGCCGGUGUGUAUCCAUCUGCCAUUGACCUUGUGGCGAGCGGGAAGGUCCAGCCACAGAAGAUUGUCUCGCAUCGGUACAAGUUCGAACAAGCCGAGGAGGCUUUUGAGAAGGUGAAAAGGGGGGGUGAGGAUGUGUUGAAGGUUAUUAUUGAGGGCAUCUGAGGUGUGCUGAAUAGAAGAAUGAAAUCAAU
Molecule: messenger RNA, 1247 nt
Organism: Aspergillus sclerotioniger CBS 115572
Lineage: Eukaryota; Fungi; Ascomycota; Eurotiomycetes; Eurotiales; Aspergillaceae
Product: NAD(P)-dependent alcohol dehydrogenase
Exons: 3
Coding region: 103-1218 (371 amino acids)
Biological process (GO): D-sorbitol catabolic process
Molecular function (GO): zinc ion binding; L-iditol 2-dehydrogenase (NAD+) activity
Source: RefSeq, a predicted model, not a curated record